Molecule: messenger RNA, 2352 nt
Organism: Danaus chrysippus (African queen)
Lineage: Eukaryota; Metazoa; Arthropoda; Insecta; Lepidoptera; Nymphalidae
Source: the annotation of a GenBank genome assembly
AUGUUAAUAAUCAUUGGUAACACGGGCGGCUUCGCCCUAAGCAAACCAUCCACGAAUAACCCAGUCAAUGAUAUGCAUCUGAAUGGAGAGGCUUCUGAAAAUUGUGAGACUGAAUGCAAUAAUGACUUCACCCAAGCCACUGAUGUUGAGGUCAAGCAGAUAAUUCAUACAAGUAAUGGAGAUGUUAAUAAAGACUCAGACUUCUCGUGUCAGUUCUGUUCUAAAGUACAACUGCGUCACAUAUCUUGUUCGUACCCUGUCAAGACUCCCUCCAAGCCCGCUCGCUCGUGUCCGUUGUGUUCCAAGUCAUACACCAGCUACACAAACCUCAAGGAUCACAUGAGAACACACACCGGUGAGAGACCGUUUGUGUGCUCCGACUGUGGGAAAGCUUUUGGAAGUAAAAAGAUAUUGACUGAUCACAUAAGAAUACAUACAGGUGUGAAGCCGUACAUGUGUCCAAUGUGUGGGAAACAGUUCACAACCAACAAGCUGUCGGCCCACAUGAAAGCACACGAGGGACGAGCUUCUACCACAACCACGACCACCACGACCACAACAACCACGACCACGGAGCGAGGACGACACGCGUGUACGAUACUGCGUCACAUAUCUUGUUUGUACCCUGUCAAGACUCCCUCCAAGCCCGCUCGCUCGUGUCCGUUGUGUCCCAAGUCAUACACCAGCUACUCUAACCUCAAGGAUCAUAUGAGAACACACACCGGUGUGAAACGGUACAUGUGUCCAGUGUGUGCGAAACAGUUCACUACCAACAAGCUGUCGGCCCACAUGAAGACACACGAGGGACGAGCUCCUACCACAACCACGACCACGACCACCACGACCACGGAGCGAGGACGACACGCGUGUACGAUGUGUGUAGCGAGAUACAACCACAAGCAGUCACUCAACAAACACAUACGGAACACUCACGGACUGGUUGUCAAUGAUGUACAUCUGAAUGGAGAGGCUUCUGAAAAUUGUGAGACUGAAUGUAAUAAUGACAUCACACAAGCAAGUGAUGUUGAGGUCAAGCAGAUAAUUCAUACAAGUAAUGGAGAUGUUAAUAAAGACUCAGACUUCUCGUGUGUCAUGUCAAAGUGUCAAGACACACGAGGGACGAGCUCCUACCACAACCACGACCACCACGACCACGGAGCGAGGACGACACGCGUGUACGAUGUGUGUAGCGAGAUACAACCACAAGCAGUCACUCAACAAACACAUACGGAACACUCACGGACUGUCAAUGAUGUACAUCUGAAUGGAGAGGCUUCUGAAAAUUGUGAGACUGAAUGUAAUAAUGACAUCACACAAGCAAGUGAUGUUGAGGUCAAGCAGAUAAUUCAUACAAGUAAUGGAGAUGUUAAUAAAGACUCAGACUUCUCGUGUCAGUUCUGCUCUAAAGUAUUUACUCGGAAGUUUAAUCUGAAGUUACAUGAACUGCGUCACAUAUCUUGUUCAUACCCUGUCAAGACUCCCUCCAAGCCCGCUCGCUCGUGUCCCUUGUGUUCCAAGUCAUACACCAGCUACACGAACCUCAAGGAUCACAUGAGAACACACACCGGUGAGAGACCGUUUGUGUGCUCCGACUGUGGGAAAGCUUUUGGAAGUAAAAAGAUAUUGACUGACCACAUAAGAAUACAUACAGGUGUGAAGCCGUACAUGUGUCCAGUGUGUGGGAAACAGUUCACUACCAACAAGCUGUCCGCCCACAUGAAGACACACGAGGGACGAGCUCCUACCACAACCACGACCACCACGACCACAACAACCACGACCACGGAGCGAGGACGACACGCGUGUACGAUGUGUGUAGCGAGAUACAACCACAAGCAGUCACUCAACAAACACAUACGGAACACUCACGGACUGAGUCACAUAUCUUGUUUGUACCCUGUCAAGACUCCCUCCAAGCCCGCUCGCUCGUGUCCGUUGUGUUCCAAGUCAUACACCAGCUACACAAACCUCAAGGAUCACAUGAGAACACACACCGGUGAGAGACCGUUUGUGUGCUCCGACUGUGGGAAAGCUUUUGGAAGUAAAAAGAUAUUGACAGACCACAUAAGAAUACAUACAGGUGUGAAGCCGUACAUGUGUCCAGUGUGUGGGAAACAGUUCACUACCAACAAGCUGUCCGCCCACAUGAAGACACACGAGGGACGAGCUUCUACCACAACCACGACCACCACGACCACAACAACCACGACCACGGAGCGAGGACGACACGCGUGUACGAUGUGUGUAGCGAGAUACAACCACAAGCAGUCACUCAACAAACACAUACGGAACACUCACGGACUGAAUCCUUCCGCGGUGUGUAAGAGGAAUGACAUGGUCGGGUUCACUUGA